AGGUAGUUAGCUAAACGAUGUACUGAAGUCAAUAUUUUAUACAUUUGUCUAAAGGAGGGUCAGUAUAUUAACAAUAAUUUGUGUCCAGAAUUCAUGAUGUGUCAGAGAAGAUAUUGGUGUACAGUCUGAUGAUACACAGUACUAUGCUCUAUAGUCUUUAUUCAUCUUGAGAAUUAUUUCUAGUUUACAUAAUUAGUGAUAACUUAGAAAUUAUUACCGGUUCUUUUGGAAAAAAUAUUUCUGGGUGUUAUGUACUAUGUAAACAGUAAGGUACUUUUGUGAGAAAAUAAUUAUAUACUGUAGUGCUGUACAAUAUUGAACAAAAAUUUAAGUAUUUACAAUGAAUAUUAUUUGCUCAUGAGGCAGAUAAUGUAUGAAUUAAUGAGUUAUAAAAUUUUCCGAAUGGCAUAGGAUCAUUGUAUAACUUGGUAGAAAUAUAUGUGAAUAUAUGUAAAAACCAAAUUCAAGAUGGCUCUGGAAACGUGGCGUGUAUUAUUUAGGGAGUGUUUAGGUGGACGUGGAGCUCAGUAUUGUGAUGAGGUUGCACCUCUCUUAGUUGCAGUGGAUCAGGGGGUAAAGCCAUCCCUUUUAUGGGAUGUGUGUACUGCAGAUACCUCAGCAUUGCUUGCCCUUCUCAACCAAGCUCAAUCAAAGAGCUUGUUAGUUUCCAAGCUUGUUUUGGUUGAAUUAGGUCUCGAUGUGUUUAUUGUGAAUGUUGCUGCUGUUAUCCGUACCCUCAGUGGCAUCACAGGCAGUACUCCAACUUGGUUAAUUGAUAUAAGCAGUGCUACACCUAAAGUUGCCAGUAAUGAAAAUCACCAGGAGCUCCGUACACAUCUUAAUUCCAUCAUUGCCCAGCUAGGUAAUGCUACUGCAGAUGAUGAAGAAAAUUCACCAUUAGGCUCUGUGGGUACUCACCCCCAAAAUGGAGUUGAUGGUGCCUCUCACUCUAAUCGUGCAGGUACAGCUGGCAAUGGUGGAGUAAUUAAAGCAGUACAAAUAAAGUUGCCUGAUGAUCUUAACCUAAGCACUAUAUUUGGCUGUAUGAUUGGAUAUCCUCAUAUAUACUGGUGGGAGGGUGAGUCUGGUGGUAAUAGCCUUUCCGGUAUGCCCCUUAAGGUAUUCAAACUUAGUGCUAAUUGUUCAUUUGAUGGAACUGUUGUCGAAUUGUAUUCCUUCAGCAUCCCGGAAGCCCUGGAGGGAGACUUACGGCCAGGUAUUGAACAUUGGGGGAACGUUGUCAAUGUAAGGAUUGAGCAGGCUGGCAGCUUUUCAAAUGCUAAAUUCAGAUGUGAUUCAGUCCUCUGUCUUUCUGUAGCUUUAUAAAAUGUUUUGAGUAAUAUGCUUAUCAAUUAACAUGUAUUGGCACAGUACUGAACAGCUUACUUCAGAUCUUAUGUUUCUUGGUGCAGGAAAAAUAACAUUCAAGUACUGUACUUGAAACUUAUGGAGUGUAUCAUUUGCCAUUCUAAUCCACAGUUAUGUGAUAUUGCAGGUUUGAAUAUCUAGAAUACAGUAUAGGGGCAAUUAUAGUUCUUAUGUCGGUGGGAGUAAAGUGCCUGGUUCUGAUACCUCUUGGCAUUGGUUGCCCCUCAUGUAACAAGGAUGGCCGGCCCAAGGGCCACCUAGGGAUGAAUUUGUUUAAGGUGUAGAAGCUGUCUCCAACAACAAUCACAC
Messenger RNA from Homarus americanus (American lobster), 1677 nucleotides. RefSeq names its product UPF0739 protein C1orf74 homolog. Bases 469 to 1326 code for a protein of 285 amino acids. The transcript has a single exon. NCBI's taxonomy places the organism in Eukaryota, Metazoa, Arthropoda, Malacostraca, Decapoda, Nephropidae. The record is from RefSeq and is a predicted model, not a curated record.